Molecule: messenger RNA, 3401 nt
Organism: Anas platyrhynchos (mallard)
Lineage: Eukaryota; Metazoa; Chordata; Aves; Anseriformes; Anatidae
Source: RefSeq, a predicted model, not a curated record
GCCCGCAAGCCACCCCAGCCACCUGUACCUCCAGCGGGGGGAGCCGGCCGGGAACACGGCCUCGCCGGCUCCAGCGGAGGCCGAACACGAGCUGCCUUCCAGUUUCCGUCGCCCUCCGGCAGGUGCUCGCCCUCUCCGGGGCCGGGCAGCCUCAGCCCCAGCCCCAGCUCCAAUCUCAGCCCCAGCCUCAGCCCGGCGCCGCCUCGCCCCCCGUCCCCCCGCUCCCUCCCGGGUCACCCCCGGCUCCCCCGGUCCUGGACGAGGCUCCCGGGCAGGCUGCGAAGGGCCCGGGGAAGGCGGGGGGGGGGUCCGGGAGGGAGGCAGCGGGGCACAGGGCGCCCCGAGCGGGCUCUGUCAGGGAGCCGGGAUUAAGAAAACGCGAGGCAAACAAACAGGGGGGAAAGAAAAUAAAUCCCAGAGCGAAGCAGGAUAAAAGCCGGCAGCUGCGGGUCCUCCUGCGAGCCGAGCAUCCCCCGGCCCGCUCCUAGCAGGAUUGUUCCCAGGCUCGGCUCCCCCCUCCAGGUGCCCGGGGGGGGCUUCGCAGGACGGGGCGGGCCGGAUCCCCCAAAUGCCAGUGGGAAAAUGCCCCCCCCAACCCCAUCUCCCCCGCGCCCCAUCCCCGCCUUACCUCUCCCCUCGCCCCCCGCCCUCCGGGGCCGGGGUCCGGUCCCCGCCGUGCCCUCGCCCCCCCGGUGGGCGGCCCCCUCCCUUCGUCCCCGUGCCCCCCGACGGGGCGGGCCUCGCCGGGGGCGGGCCGUCGGGCUUGAGGCUGUGCCGCGGCGUGGGAAAGCGCCUCACAGAGGGUUUGCUCUGCUGGCGGUGCGGAGCCGUGCCGAGCCGUGCCGAGCCGAGCCGGAGCCGUUCUUCCUCCCCCCCCCCCAAUCCCCCCUCUCCACGGCCCGAAGCUCCCGGAUUUAUUUAUCUCUGCCCCCGGCCCGGCUCCGAGCUGCGUCCCCUGCCCGCCAUGAAGCGACCUUGCGAGGAAACUACCUCAGACAGCGACAUGGACGAGACUAUAGACGUGGGGAGCGAGAACAACUACUCCGGGCAAAGCAAUAGUUCUGUGAUCCGAUCGAACUCCCCAACAACAACGUCUCAGAUCAUGGCCCGAAAGAAAAGAAGAGGGGGAUCUGCCAAAUUAGAAAAAGCGGAAAUACUGCAAAUGACAGUGGAUCAUCUGAAGAUGCUUCAGGCGACCGGAGGUAAAGGUUAUUUCGAUGCUCACUCCCUGGCCAUGGAUUUCAUGAGCAUCGGCUUCCGGGAGUGCUUGACCGAAGUCGCCAGGUACCUGACGUCCGUGGAAGGCCUCGACACCUCCGACCCGCUGCGCGUCAGGCUGGUGUCCCACCUCAGCACCUGCGCCUCGCAGAGGGAAGCCGCCGCCAUGACCUCCUCCAUGGCCCACCACCACCACCCCCUGCACCCCCACCACUGGGCAGCCGCCUUCCACCACCUCCCGGCCGCCCUGCUGCAGCCCAAUGGACUCCACGCCCCCGAGGCCGCCCCGUGCAGACUCUCCUCGGAUGUGCCUCCCCACGGCUCCGCGCUGCUCACCGCCACCUUCGCCCACGCCGACGCCGCCCUCAGGGUCCCCUCCGCGGGCAGCGUGGCUCCCUGCGUCCCCCCGCUCUCUACCUCUCUCCUCUCCCUCUCAGCCACCGUUCACGCCGCCGCUGCCGCUGCCACCGCUGCUGCCCAGAGCUUCCCCCUCUCCUUCACCGGCGCCUUCCCCAUGCUGCCCCCGAGCGCAGCCGCCGCCGCCGUGGCAGCAGCUACGGCCAUCACCCCGCCGUUGGCCGUAUCGGCCUCUGCCAGCCCCCAGCAGGCUGGCAGUGCGGGGAGCAGCAAGCCCUACCGGCCCUGGGGGACGGAGGUGGGAGCCUUUUAAGCGCCCCCUCUCCUUUCCACAGCCUGCUCCCUCCUCUCCCUGCGCACACACACACAUGCACACGCGUGCGUGCACACGUGCACACUUGUGAGGCUCCUGCGGUGGCCUGUCCUCGCUGAGGGCAGAGGGGAUGCCAUCACCCCGGGGCAUGGCAGCGGUGCUGCUGUCGCCGCAGGUGCCGGAGGGGACGUGGGGCACCCCGCUCCUCCCGGAGGGUCUCGCCGAGGGCACCUCGAGGCAGCGGCUUUCGGAAACGUCACGACUGCCUCGGCACGCGGAUGUUUCCUGGGAGAUGUGUAGGCACUAGGACUAAGAAUAAUCCUGCGGCUAUGCCUCCGUAUUUGGCGGAGAGGCGAGGGAUCGUACCUAUCAGGUCUCCUGGGGCUCGAAAACGAGUUCAGCUUUCCUAAGUGCCUGACAUUUAAAUGAUAAUAAAAAGAAAAUUUUAUAUAUAUAUAUAUAUGUGUGUUCUGCUAAAACAAAUAACAUUGCACAGGUAUGGGAAUGGUCUGGGAGAGAGGGAGAGUCCUGCGUGCGGCUUCAGGACGUUGGUAUCUUUCCAGGAAGGAGUGUGCUCUUUUAGCAGCCAGGUUCGCUUAGCCCAAAGACUGCCAAGAAAGAACGUUCAGUCUGACAGGCCUGGUUUUCGCUUGCUUAGUCUCCUUCCUUUGUACAGACUUGCCAAAUUGUGACAUCUAGCAUAGCGUCGGUAAGAGCGAUUAUCUUAUCAGUGCUCGGAUUAAUGAACGUUUCAGCACUGCCUGUGAGCCUUGAGGCACCCUUUUUUAUGGCUUAAAUACGGUGCUAGCUCAUAUCUGCACAAACAGCGCGUCUGUCAUGCACCCAGGAGUAACCACCUACUUACAGCGUGCACACUUCCAUAUGGCCGGCUCAUGUCAAUGCGAGAGACUCGGUGCUGUGAGAGUUUAAAUUAACUUAUUUAGCUGCAAUGGGACAUUUACUGUCAGCCGACUCUGUGCAAGAUCCCUCUUCUUUUCACUAUCAACUUCUGGGAUAACGAUCGCUCUGGGUAUGAAUGAAGUUACGGUAGGGACAAUUCUUAAAUUGGCUAUUAACAUGCCAACAUUGUAAUGUGGGUUUGAUUCCAAACCAAAAUGAAUGUAUUAAAGGGGAUGGCAGUAAAUUAUUUUGUCAAUACCCAGACAACUAGUGCUGCAUAAAAUGUUUUGCUUUCAUUUUUUAUUACAGUGACUUAAAAUAACCUAAGUAUUUUAAUACAUCGAGUCAAAAACUAGAGAUUUUAUGUAAAAAAAAAAAAAAGUAAAAAUAAAACACAGCAUGUAUUAUUAUGCACUUGAUUUCUCUGCUGUGUGGAGAAAGCAGUAAGCAUUGAGAAUGUUAAACAUUAUGCAAAAUAUACUUUAAAAUAUUUGUUUUAAAAAUACUGUACCUAGUCGGUCUUUUAUGCAUUACUUUGUUAACCUUUUUUUCUAUGCAAAAGUCUUUACAUAUCACUAAUUAAACGAAGUCCUUUUUGACUGCGUUUUAUGGA